AUGAAUAUUUUCAAUAUUACAAUUCAUCAUUUAUCGUCACUUCAUCUGUUAGAUCUCUCUUCAAACAAACUUUCCAGGUUGGAUAAGGAUACUCGAACAAGUUUAGACAGACUCUCAGCCCAAAAGGAAGUUUUCCUUAACUUACAAGGAAAUCCUUUGCAAUGUUCCUGUAGCAAUAUGGAUUUUCUGGUUUGGAUUGUUCAGUCAAAGAACAUAUUAUUUCAUAAUCGGGAUAAAUACACCUGUUUGUUCCAGAAUGCAACUCGACAAGAAUUUGGAAACUUUUCACGACUUAUGGAACAGCUAGAAAAAGAAUGUUCGUCCUAUUCAUUGAUAAUUACCGUUAGUUCGUCCCUGUUGUUUAUAAUUGUUACCAUCAUCAUGAGUCGAAUCAUACAUAGAUACAGAUGGAAGCUCCGUUAUAUGUAUUUUGUCGUAAAGGGAAGAAGCAGAAAUCAAAAAUCUUCCAGAGAUCAAAUAAGCCAAUCAAAAUACCAUUUUGAUGCUUUCAUUUCAUAUGCUAAUAACGACUCUGCAUUCGCCAUUAGUCUUGUGAAAUAUAUGGAAGAAAACCACGGGCUUCAAUUAUGUCUUCAUCAAAGGGAUUUUAUACCAGGAACGGAUAUUGCAGACAAUAUAACAAACGCUAUCCACAUUAGCAAACGAACAAUUUGCAUACUGACUUCACAUUACCUUAAGUCUUAUUGGUGCAAUUACGAAAUGAAUAUGGCGCGAAUGGAAGCUGUGUAUUCAAGAAAGAGUGCCGAUGUUCUUUUCUUCGUCAUUCUUCAGAAAAGUGUCGUGAAAGAGUUGCCAUGGAAAUGGAUGGACCUUUUAGAGAGAAAAUCUUACAUGUAUUUUCCAGCUGAAGACGGAAAGGAUGUUCCAGUUUUUCGAACCAAGCUUGCAGAAACUCUUCUGAUGGAAGAAUAUUGA
Messenger RNA from Saccostrea cuccullata (small rock oyster), 936 nucleotides. Its product is annotated as toll-like receptor 4. The record is from RefSeq and is a predicted model, not a curated record. Gene Ontology annotation, molecular function: transmembrane signaling receptor activity. Lineage: Eukaryota; Metazoa; Mollusca; Bivalvia; Ostreida; Ostreidae. Gene Ontology annotation, cellular component: plasma membrane. Gene Ontology annotation, biological process: immune response; inflammatory response; toll-like receptor signaling pathway. The coding region runs from base 1 to 936 and encodes 311 amino acids. The transcript has a single exon.